AUGGCGGCCCCCCCCAAGUGUCUCACCGGCGACAGCGCCGCCAUCAACGACUUCAUCGACAGGUUUGACACCUUCCUGUUCGACUGCGAUGGUGUCUUAUGGUCUGGCGAUCAUGUCUUUGAAGGUGUCCCAGAGACGCUGGAGCUCCUCCGCUCAAAAGGCAAGAGAAUCGUCUUCGUGACAAACAACUCGACAAAGUCCCGCCAAGAGUACGUCAAGAAACUCAACGGCCUCGGCAUCCCGAGUGAUGUCGAGGACGUCUUCGGCUCCGCCUACUCGUCCGCCGUCUAUAUCUCCCGCAUCCUCAAGCUGCCACCCGGCAAGAACAAGGUGUUUGUCAUUGGCGAGGCCGGCGUCGAGACCGAGCUCGUCUCGGAAGGCGUGCCAUUCAUCGGCGGCACCGACCAGGACUUGCGCAGAGACAUUACCCCCGCCGACUUUGAGGGCAUCGCAGACGGCUCACUCCUGGACCCGGAAGUCGGUGUCGUCCUGUGCGGGCUCGAUUUCCACAUCAACUACCUGAAGCUUGCACAUGGCCUGCACUACCUCCGACGCGGGGCCAAGUUUCUGGCAACCAACAUCGACUCGACCCUCCCGAUGCACCACGACAUCUUCCUCGGUGCGGGCUCUGUCAUGGUGCCCCUCGCGAAUGCGUCUGGCCAAAAGCCGCUCGAGCUCGGGAAACCGAGCCAGGCAAUGAUGGAUGCCAUCGAGGGCAAGUUUCAGCUUGAGCGCUCCAGGACGUGCAUGGUUGGCGACAGGCUCAAUACAGACAUCAAGUUCGGCAUUCAAGGCAAGCUGGGCGGGACCCUUCAUGUGCAAACCGGAGUGGACAAGAAGCAGGACUGGGAAAAGGCGGACGCCGUCGCCGUGCCUUCUUUCUACGCCGAUAAGCUAAGUGACCUGAGACAGGCUGUGUUGAAGAAGUAA
Hirsutella rhossiliensis is the source of this 930-nucleotide messenger RNA. RefSeq names its product haloacid dehalogenase-like hydrolase domain-containing protein. NCBI's taxonomy places the organism in Eukaryota, Fungi, Ascomycota, Sordariomycetes, Hypocreales, Ophiocordycipitaceae. The coding region runs from base 1 to 930 and encodes 309 amino acids. The transcript is spliced from 4 exons. Gene Ontology annotation, molecular function: phosphoglycolate phosphatase activity; alkaline phosphatase activity. The record is from RefSeq and is a predicted model, not a curated record.